Messenger RNA from Pistacia vera, 842 nucleotides. RefSeq names its product histone deacetylase complex subunit SAP18-like. Lineage: Eukaryota; Viridiplantae; Streptophyta; Magnoliopsida; Sapindales; Anacardiaceae. The transcript is spliced from 6 exons. Bases 16 to 504 code for a protein of 162 amino acids. Gene Ontology annotation, molecular function: transcription corepressor activity; transcription factor binding. Gene Ontology annotation, biological process: negative regulation of DNA-templated transcription. Gene Ontology annotation, cellular component: nucleus. The record is from RefSeq and is a predicted model, not a curated record.
CCUAUAAAACUAACAAUGACAAGAGUUAAACGGAAACUUGGAGAGAUGGCGGGAGUAACAGAAACACAAAGGAGACAAGGAGGCAGGCCGAUGUAUCCUUCUCCAAGGGGCCCUCCACAGUCUCGACCUCGCUUCGAGCCUGUCGAUCGCGAGAAGACUUGUCCUUUAUUGCUUCGAGUUUUUACUAAGAUUGGGGGUCAUCAUUCCAGGGAGGAUUUUGCAGUGAGAGGCAAGGAGCCUAAGGAUGAGGUUCAAAUUUAUACAUGGAAGGAUGCUACUCUCCGCGAGUUAACUGAUCUGGUCAAAGAAGUAGCAUCGGCUGCUAGAAGAAGAGAUGCGAGACUGUCUUUUGCUUUUGUGUAUCCUGAUAAGAAUGGUCGUUUUGUACUGAGAGAGGUGGGGAAGACCUUCUCGUAUGGAAAUGGAAGGCGACUAGAUGAUGGCAAAGCAUUGGCUGAACUUGGCUUUGAGAUUGGAGACUACUUGGAUGUGGCGAUUCUGUAAAAGAAGUUUUCAACCGUGACAACUCUUUUGCCGACUUUUGGUAUCUUGGUUGUGGAGACUACUUGGUUGUCGUGAUUGUGAAAGAUUAUCUUUGAAGGCCUUGUGUGCAAUUUUUGCGGAUCUUUGGCAUUACCGUGCGCUUGAGGUGUAUCAUGUAUGGGGUCAUUAAUAUGUGUUGAUGUUGUAGUGAGUGAAAUUUUUAGAACAUUAAGAAAGAAAUUGGCCAUGUUAGAUGAUUUUUAUUAUCAGUUUGAAAAUUAAACUCUUGAGUGUAAAAAUGAUUUACAAAACCCUUGAGGGUUUAAUUAACUAGAAAACUUGACUAAAAUGUUCUUACA